Molecule: messenger RNA, 4537 nt
Organism: Strongylocentrotus purpuratus (purple sea urchin)
Lineage: Eukaryota; Metazoa; Echinodermata; Echinoidea; Camarodonta; Strongylocentrotidae
Exons: 4
Coding region: 434-3505 (1023 amino acids)
Biological process (GO): G protein-coupled receptor signaling pathway; cell surface receptor signaling pathway
Cellular component (GO): membrane
Molecular function (GO): G protein-coupled receptor activity
Source: RefSeq, a predicted model, not a curated record
AGUUUUCCCAUCAUUUGCAUUUUGCGUCACGCGGCUGCUAAUACAAUACACACUGCCUAUAUGUCAUGAUCUGACUUUAUUCCGGAAGUUGGGACGGACGCAUUUUUAUCUCACUAUUGUUUAGCGGCAACGUCACAAUCGAUCUGUCCAAACGUUGCAGUCUCCCGACUUAGUUCUCACAAUCAUUUGUUUUGAAACCGAUUUACAUUGAUUGACUGUAGAUAUUAUUUUGAGGAAGCCUUGCCACAAUAGUGAUGACGACUCGAUUUCAAAACUCCACAAAUAUUUACACGUGAUUCAAUUGUGAGCAUAGGUGAUAUCCCAGAGCUACAUGAUUAUAAGAUUAUCAUACUGCGAUUAAUUCUGCGUAUGCAGAGACCCACUGAUGUACCAGUAAUAAUCUUCAUGCUUUCUCUGUGAUAGUAAAGAGGCGAUGUUUUCUGUUUGUCCCCGACGACUGUCUAUCCACUGGAGAGGUUAUUCAACAAUGGACUAUUUUCACUUCCUCCUCAUGGCACCUCUGUGGCUUUCUGUAGUUCUUCAGCUUUUGAUAUGCGUGUCAGCAUCGACUCGCGAUGUCAACAUCGGAGAAAAUACAUUUAAGGUGUGCACCACCUCUCUAUGUAACGACGUGAAGUGUGGAGACGUACCAGGUGACCAAACCCCUUGCCAUUGCGACUAUGCCUGUGAGUUCUACAACGACUGUUGCGGGGAUUUCGAAAGUGCUUGCUCUGCGAUGGAAUCUGCAGAGAGCACAAGGGGUUUCUAUGAGACAGUGGACGCUUUGGAAGAAGUUGAUCUGGCGUGCAUCUCUCCGAAUUCAGGUGCGGUAGAUGCCUACUGGAUGAUCCAGUCAUGCCCAGAUAAAUGGAAGGGCGACGUUGUGCGAUAUAAGUGCACAUCAAGGAAGCCUUCGUCAAACACUGAUUUGGUGCUUCUACCGAUGGUACACGGUGGCGUUACUUACAGAAAUGUAUUUUGCGCUGUCUGCAAUGGGAUUGAGCUUAAUCACGAAAAUAAUAGUAUCACUGGAUGGAAAUUUGAGUUCAAUUGCUUAAAGGAGUAUGCUACACGUCUUGAGUCGAGAAACGUAACCCUUCAGGAACUAAUUAAUUCUGCAAAUUGUGAACCACGUUUCUCACCUCCAACAGAUGUGCCAAAAAGUAGCCUUCGCGCAUGUCUAAACAAUAACUAUGUUGCAAGUUGCCCGACUGAUGCGCCACAGAGUCUACGAGAGGGAUGCAUGUCAUUCAGUAGUGUCUACACAGAUGAUUCGACAGGUCGACUCUACAAGAAUCCAUACUGUCAACUUUGCAAUGAGGGCGUUAUAAGUACAAAUCGGACGAUGAAUGAACACAGUGAGUACUUGGAAAGAAUUUGCUCUUCACCAGAACAGUCACUCACACCAGUCAUCCAGAGCAGCGGCAGAAGCUUUGAUUUUGAUUUAGGAGUUGACGAUGAAAGCUUCAUCGACAAAGAUACCGACAGCGUUUCCUUGAUUCCGAUCUCCGUAAUUGUUGACUUUUCGGGUAAGAGCGGGGUGUCCAUCUUCUAUUCUGAGAACAUAGUCGUAAAAAGGCAAGUGACGUGCAACGAUGGUGAAGUCUUCGAUCUGACAUCUGAUGGAUGUGUAGCCGUCACCUGUGCUGACGGUUAUACCCUCACUGAUAGCAGGUGUGUCAGGGAUUCGCCGUCGUUUAAUCUCACAUGUGGAAACGAAGGAGCUGAUUUGGAAUUAUCACUGACUGCGGUGAUAUUGACAGCGCUCAAUGAGACAUAUCUUCAGUCAGAUAUUGAUCAGUUGGACCGUCUUACGAAUUGCAUUGCUACCAGCCUCCUAUUGUCCAACGAUUCUUUAAUCUUCAACGAUAAGAUUUCAUUGGAUAAUAGCACUAAUUAUUCUGGAAGCAUUUCUGACCACACGAAUAUCCCGCAAGAAGGACACAUGUACAUAUCCGUAGAGUACAGAGUUGACGCAAAGGCCAUUACGUAUGCCGAACUUGAAGAAUCCAUCGACAGAUCCCUUCUGAAUGUUUAUCAGUCGUCGUUGGGUUGUUCAAUUCAGAAGGUUGAAAUUUCACAAAGAUGUAUCGCAGUAGAAGGACUUCACAAAUGUCAAGACGGCCAUGAGGAGCUUUUAGACCCUUCAUUUCAGAUUUUUAAUGGCACAUCAUUUGUUUACGAUAAUGAGACAGGUGAUCUGUAUCACCCCUAUGAAACGGAGUUGGUAGCGAGCUAUGAUCGUCAGGAUUCAUUACCCAUUCAGAGUUUCCAUAAGAAUGAAGUGGUUCGUAUCUGCGAUCGAGGGAAUGUUCUUUCCUGUCCGUUGAUAACUCGAAAUGCAUCAUUCUACACAACAGUUACUGGAAAGGCGCUCUUUCUGAGAGAUAGGAAGACCGAGGAAUUGAUUGGUCCAGAUGAAUAUAUGCUGACAUCAGACGGCAACAUCCAAGUCUGUGUGCCAGUGGGCUCUGGUCAAAAUGGAACAGUGAACGACACUGUUGUGAAAAAUUUCUUUCGGUACGACCAGUCACAGAUUAUUCUUAGCUAUGUUGGUGUGUGUUUGUCGCUCCUUGCGCUGAUCGUCACCUUUCUGACGUACAGUACCUUCCCUGUCCUCCGGCAGUGCGUCAGCAACAAACUCAUCAUGAUCCUCUGUGUAGCUCUAUUUGCUGCUCAACUCUUCCAGUUACUGAAUGGUCUUGCAACAGGGGAUGAACAAACAUGCAUGAUUGUAGCAGUCGUGGGUCACUUUCUUUGGCUCUUAGUUUUUGCCAUGACAACCGUUCUGGCGAUUGAACUGGAUAGGACUUUUGGCAGUUUGAACAACUUCACCGUGUCGUCAGACAGUCUCAUAUCGCUUUUGAAAUAUUCAGCAUUCGCCUUUACAUUAGCCGGCGCAAUCGUGGGCACAUGCCUUGGAAUUCAUUUCACAAUAGGCGAUGAGAUUAACUUUCACUAUGGGAGUGAAACUCUAUGUUGGAUCGGUGAUAGAACUGUAAAUCUAAUAGCAUUCGGUGGCCCACUUGCCGUCUUUUUGUUCGUCAACACAAUUUUGUUUGCACACACGGUCCACGGAAUAAGACAUGUGACCAAGGUCCGAAAUCGUGCCAUCCGACAUGCCAGCACCCUGAAGGAAAGGGGAAAGGAGCUACGGAUAUAUUGGAAGAUCUCAACAUUGUUAGGUUUCACCUGGCUGUUCGGGUUCGUAGCAGCCUUUGCCGGCGUGUCAGCCCUGUGGUAUGUCUUCAUCAUCCUCAACUCUCUCCAGGGCGUCUACAUCUUCCUGGCUUUCAUGGCCAAUAAACGAGUCUUACAUCUCUGGACCGGCGUACUGUGCUACAGGAGACGAGGUGGAGCGCUUAGGAAGCACGGGAAAGGCAAUCGCAGCAGUGGAAAAUCAACGACAUUGACGCUGGUUGCAGGAACAGUAUCGACGGCAACGGAUCACAGAAUAUCCAACCAAUUCACAACUUGGAAUUCAUCAGACGUGUCAAAGGUGUAAAUAGUCACACUGUGUUGACAAAGUUGUCUGCAAACGGAAUUUUGACAGACUAUCAUCCACUAUAGUUGCGACGUCGAGCAAAAACUGUACAGCUUUUACGGUUGCCAUAUUUCAGACAUUUUAAUUUAAUGGCUUCGUUACCACGACACCUGAGACACGAAAUCUAAGAUCGUUUCCAUGAAUAUAUUGAUAACUUGAUAACUUUAUCUACCAUGAGAGCAACUUUAAUGUUACCCUUGAUACCAUUUAAGCCUUGUUCUACUCCGCCUAUUUGUGAAUCGAUCACUCUGAUAAUUUAGAUGUCAUCAUGUUCAUGUUUGUUUGUUCAUUUAUUCUAGAAAUUACCUAUUAUUGUUUGUUAAUUGUUGAUUGUCUUUAAGUGUGCGAAUACAAUAUUACCAAAAAAAAGAAAAAAGUAACAGUUCUGAGACAAUAUGGCAUUACUUGUGAUCCAUUUUACACGCGCCAGCUCCCCCCCCCCAAAUGAAGAUGUUUGAUUUGCCACUUGACCCCCCCCCCCUUAAAAAAAGGGGGAUCCCUCGCCCUUAAUCUAUUUUCCCUAACCCAUUUGACAUCAUGGUGUCAUACUCGAACAAUUAUACAAUUAUCGACUACAAUUAUCAAAAAAUUUAGAUAAUGUUGAACAUAUUUUGAGCUUAUAUUGUCACAUCUGCAACCUCGUACAUAUUUGUGUGUUAUAAUUGAUGUUCUUAAAGAAUGUAGAUUACAUGUCAUUUGCACCGAGGAAAGUAAAUACAGUGAAACAAACAAACAAUCGAAUAAAGUACAACAGGUUGCAAUAUUGGGUGUCCUUUAAAUCAUCCAAUAUUAUACGAAGUAUGAACAAAGUAUGAAACUUCAUGUCCCACGCUAAUUUGUGUAUAUAGGUCUAUAAUAGGCCUAUUGAGGAUCAUUAAUAAUUAAUGAUCCUCAAUAAGUUUAAUGAAAUCUGUGAUUACGAAUUCACACUAAAUACUAGGCUUCAUAUAUAUAUAUAUAUGACGUAUAUAACGUAUAUAACGUAUGACGUAU